AUGGCUGCUCCUCUCGUAACGUCGGUCACCGAGACCAAGGAGCUCCGGGGACUAAACCUUAUCGCGGCGCAUUCGCAUAUUCGCGGUCUUGGUGUCGAUGCGGACACUCUAGAGCCCCGGCCGUCGUCGCAAGGCCUGGUCGGGCAGGAGAAGGCCCGUAAGGCUGCGGCGGUGGUUUUGGAGAUGAUUAAGCAGGGCAAGAUUGCUGGACGCGCUGUUCUGAUCGCUGGUCCUCCGAGCACCGGCAAGACCGCGAUUGCCAUGGGUAUGGCCCAAUCCCUAGGCCAGGAUGUCCCGUUUACCACACUAGCCGCGUCCGAAAUCUUUUCCCUGGAGAUGUCCAAGACCGAGGCGCUGACCCAGGCCUUCCGCAAGUCGAUCGGCGUCAGGAUCAAGGAGGAGAGUGAGAUCAUGGAGGGAGAGGUCGUGGAGAUCCAGAUCGACCGCAGCGUCACCGGCGGCGCGAAGCAGGGCAAGCUCACCAUUAAGACGACGGACAUGGAGGCCAUCUACGAUAUGGGUAGUAAGAUGAUCGAUGCCAUGACCAAGGAGCGUGUGAUGGCGGGCGACAUUAUCUCCAUCGACAAGUCCUCCGGAAAGAUUACCAAGUUGGGCCGCUCAUACGCCCGAUCGCGCGACUACGAUGCCAUGGGCGUCGACACCAAGUUCCUGCAAUGCCCCGAGGGCGAGCUGCAGAAGCGCAAGGAGGUCGUCCACACCGUCUCCCUGCACGAGAUCGAUGUCAUCAACUCCCGCACACAAGGCUUCCUGGCCCUCUUCUCAGGCGACACGGGCGAGAUCCGCAGCGAAAUCCGUGACCAGAUUAACACCAAGGUCGCGGAGUGGAAGGAGGAAGGCAAGGCCGAGAUUGUGCCGGGCGUGUUGUUCAUCGAUGAAGUCCACAUGCUCGAUAUCGAGUGCUUCUCCUACAUCAAUCGCGCUCUCGAGUCCGAUCUCGCCCCCAUCGUCAUCAUGGCCAGCAACCGUGGCGUCUCGCGCAUCCGCGGCACCGACUACAAGUCGCCUCACGGCCUGCCCCUCGACUUCCUCGACCGUGUCGUCAUCAUCAAUACCCACCCCUACACCCCCGACGAGCUGCGGCAGAUCCUGUCGAUCCGCGCGCAGGAGGAGGAGGUAGACCUCACCCCUGACGCGCUCGCCCUGCUCACCAAGAUCGGCCAGGAGGCCGGCCUGCGCUACGCGAGCAACCUGAUUACCACAUCGCAGCUGAUUGCCGCCAAGCGCCGCGCCAAGCAGGUUGGCGUCGAGGACGUGCAGCGUAGCUUUAAGCUGUUCUAUGAUCCCGCCCGCAGCGUACGCUUCGUGCAGGAGUCGGAAAAGAGGUUGAUUGGGAACGAUGGCGUGGUGGAUUUCUCGUAUCAGGGUGCGGCUGAGGCUGCUGCUCCUACUCUCCCGGCCGCAGCGCCGGUUGACCCUGUUGGUGGGGAGAAGAUGGACAUGAGCUGA
This is a messenger RNA of Thermochaetoides thermophila DSM 1495, 1467 nucleotides long. RefSeq lists its product as uncharacterized. Gene Ontology annotation, cellular component: NuA4 histone acetyltransferase complex; R2TP complex; Ino80 complex. Gene Ontology annotation, molecular function: ATP hydrolysis activity; ATP binding; DNA helicase activity. The transcript has 3 exons. Bases 1 to 1467 code for a protein of 488 amino acids. NCBI's taxonomy places the organism in Eukaryota, Fungi, Ascomycota, Sordariomycetes, Sordariales, Chaetomiaceae. Gene Ontology annotation, biological process: regulation of transcription by RNA polymerase II; box C/D snoRNP assembly; chromatin remodeling. The record is from RefSeq and is a predicted model, not a curated record.